AUGGGGGCUAAUGAAGAGGAGGAGGAAGUAGACACACAGUCGGUCAUAGAAGCCAUUAACAUUAAUGACUUUGAGGAGGAGGAGGCUGAUGAAGAAAUAGGCGUACAGUCGGCCAUAGAUAUAGAAGUCAUUAAUCUUAUCAGUGAAGAGGAGGAGGAGGCGGAAAUGGAAGAGUCUGAAGAAGAAGAAGAGGAGAAUGCGGAAAUGGAAGAGUCUGAAGAAGAAGAAGAGGAGGAGGAGGCUGUAAAUGAGAGGGAGGUGGAAAUGAAGGAGUCUGAAGAAGAGGGAUUUCAUAUGAUAUGGGAUGGAGUACAAAAGGUGCAGGACGAAAUUAUGAGUUCGAAUGGCUUUGGAGCUAUUAUUGGAAAAGCGAGCGGCAUGGUUUUGGAUUAUUCGACAUGCAAUAGAAAAUACAAGAAAUGUGAUACAAACAGUAAAGUACCAGAUCAUGAUUGUCAUAAAAAUUUCGAUGGUUCUGCCAAAGCAAUGGAACCCUAUGUAGUCAAAAAACUUGUAGUCGAUAGUUCUAUACUUAAGUCUCAGAAUGUUGAGGUUGGAGUUUUAAUAGGAGAUAGCUCUACUAUUACAGCAUGCCGAGCUGCAAGCGAUCAUCCCAUUAUCAAACAGUCAGAUACCAAUCACACUGCAGGUGGAAUGAAAAAACGAUUAUACGGUAUUCAGAAGAACCAUAAAGAGCUAACGAAAAAUUGUAUCACAUAUCUCCACAGAUGCUUCACGUACGUUAUGGCGCAGAGGGAUGUUGAAGAUCAAUUGGCUCGUUGGAUUGAGAGGCUACAACGUUAUGAUUUUGAGAUUCAUCAUCGUAAAGAUUUGUGUCAUGGAAAUGCAGAUGGUCUUUCAAGACGUCCAUUUAAUGCAGUUAAUGCAGCUGUGGUGCAUCAGCUGGUAGUCUUCACUUCAUCAUCAACUCAGAAGUCCACUUUGCUUACGGCAGUGGAGUUCGAGAAACAUUAUGAAAUGGAUGUGACAGAAGAGGACAACGAUGAGAACGCCAUUAUUCUGUUGGAUUUGAAAACCUCGGGCUUCGAAAUGAAUUGUGAUAUUUUACAGAUUGGUGCGAAAUAUAACAAAAAUAGUUUUUCGAUUUAUGUUAAUCCCGUACGAGAUAUUUCCGAGAAUGCCACUCGUGUCAAUGGGUUUACGACUAACUAUGGAGAAUUGCUGUACCAUGGAACAAAAGUUUAA
Molecule: messenger RNA, 1206 nt
Organism: Odontomachus brunneus
Lineage: Eukaryota; Metazoa; Arthropoda; Insecta; Hymenoptera; Formicidae
Exons: 7
Coding region: 1-1206 (401 amino acids)
Molecular function (GO): nucleic acid binding
Source: RefSeq, a predicted model, not a curated record